GGUGAGUGAUUGGGUUGGGGGAAAACACAAUCAUUCUGUUCUCUUAACCUAACCGGAGUAGUGAUAGUAUUAGUAUCAAUUCCCCCACUAUUCCAUUCUAGUAUUCUAUUUUAUCUCUUUUUCUUUCUUCGUUUUCAAAACUCUUUCCAACAACUCAGAAACCAAAGCACUCGCUUCUCCUUCUCUCUCUCUCUCUCUCAUAGGCGUGCAGGUGCAAUGGCGGGUGCGAUGAAUAUGAAAGUCGACAAGAUUCGUCAAAUCGUGCGUCUCAAACAGCUUAUGACGCGCUGGAAGCACAUCAGCCUCCGCCGCCGCUCCGACGACGAACCCUCCGCCGCGCGCCGCCCUCCCCCCGGCUUCAUCUUCGUCUACGUGGGCACCGAACGCACUCGCUUCGCCAUCCCUGCGCGCUUCCUUAACCUUGCGCUCUUCGAUGGCCUCCUCAAACAAACCGAAGAAGAGUUCGGACUCCGAGGUAACGGCGGUUUGGUCCUUCCCUGCCAGGUCGCGUUGUUCACUAACGUCGUUAAGUAUCUCCACAAGGACGAACACAAGUACGGAAAACUCUCUCUCGAAGAUUUCGUUAGCAUGGUUUCGGACGACACUGACGUGGCAGCCUCCGAUUCCUGUAAGGAAAACGUCGUCGUUUUUGCCCCUCUGCUCCAGAAAGCGGAGGUUUGACAUUCUCGAUUGCGAUUUCGUUUGAUAUUUCCUUUGUUAGGCUCCGAAUUUGUAAAUGGAACCCAGGAAAUUUGUAAAAUCUCUUUUUUACCCCCAUGUAAUGAAAUGGGGUUUUUUUAGUUCUACUCAUCCUUGGAUCCGUUCCCCCAAAAAUUUUAGUGGGUGGGUUUCAAUGAGAUGUCUUUGAACUAGUCCUUAGGCUUUGCCGCUUUGGGUUAUCUUUCACUAUUUGUUACAACGGAUGCCCAAUUUCAUGAUGAUGAUCAAUUUUUAGCGAUCAAUGAAGAAUUUUAUGAGAACCAUGGAUCUGUGUUAUACUC
Messenger RNA from Glycine soja, 1001 nucleotides. Its product is annotated as auxin-responsive protein SAUR50-like. The record is from RefSeq and is a predicted model, not a curated record. The coding region runs from base 217 to 681 and encodes 154 amino acids. Gene Ontology annotation, biological process: response to auxin. The transcript has a single exon. Lineage: Eukaryota; Viridiplantae; Streptophyta; Magnoliopsida; Fabales; Fabaceae.